Molecule: messenger RNA, 795 nt
Organism: Lachancea fermentati
Lineage: Eukaryota; Fungi; Ascomycota; Saccharomycetes; Saccharomycetales; Saccharomycetaceae
Source: the annotation of a GenBank genome assembly
AUGAAUUGGAAGAAGCUAACACUUCCCGAUGGACAGCCGCCUGCUGCCCUUACCGUCGGGCUUAUGAUUUUUAUGACUUUCAUGUACCUGCUGAAUUUAGCAUUUGGCUUGAAUGAUCACAUCAUUCUGAAGCCAAAUUCUUUAUUCAAAUUAGACCUCAACCGUAUAUCACUUUAUCCCUUGGCUCACCUUUCAGUGAUACAUCUAUCGCUUAAUGCAUUUUCCUUAUUUGGGCCCCUUACAAUGUUUGAGAGAACUCAUGGAACAGUUCACACAGCGAUCAUGUUGAACUUGCUAGCAGUCACAACUGCAAUUCUAUAUUGCCUUAUCGGGUCUUUGUUAUUUCCAAACGUUGACGUUGCUGGUAGCAGUGGCUGGUGUUUUUCCCUCUUUGCCUAUUAUAGCGUCAAAGAAUCGGUGCUCCGCCCUACCCAAAGAAUCGUGUCCACGUAUUCAUUCCCAACUAUCUAUAUACCCGUUGUGCUUCUCCUUUUGAUUACAAUUAUCGUUCCUGGAUCGAGCUUUUGGGGUCAUUUUUUGGGAAUGAUAAUGGGUUACGUUCUUGCAUUCAAAGAAAGCAUUUUCUGCAAAUUAGCGCCUCCAAGCUCACUAGUGAUCAAAAUCGAGACAAAGCUCGAUCGCUUGAUCAAUUUGAUACCUUUGGGUGUGAAAUAUUACAGGGAGCAAGAAGCGGAUAGAAGCUUGGAGUACGCUUCGAUUUUUCACUCUGAGGAUGUCCUUCCGAUUCACAAUAAUGAGAAUUUUCAGGGUCAAGGCAGAGCUCUAGGAGCAUAA